GAUUUCCUUCAAAUGCUGUUGGAGAACAUCCCAGAAGACAAAAGGCUCGGCCUGUCUGUCGAGAACAUCGUCCGUGAUUGGCUUGAGUGUUCCGGAAUACCUAAGGUGGGUGCAGAGGUGGCGAAAUGGAUUCGAGUGAACCGCAGACCCGGAAAACGCAAACGAGGGAAGCGAGAAGCCGCCUUUGAAAAGCUUUCUCCAGACCAGAUCAUCUUGCUUCUGGAGUGUCUCUUAGAGCAGAAGACCCUGAGCCCCCAGACACUGCAGCGCCUCCAGCAGACAUAUGGCCUCCAAGAGCAGGACGCAGAGGUUCGCCAUCGAUGGUGUGAACUGGUGGUUAAGCACAAGUAUGCAAAAGCAUAUGAGCAGGUGGAGAGGUUCCUGCAGGAGGAUCAGGCCAUGGGUGUGUAUCUCUAUGGGGAGCUGAUGUUGAGCGAGGAUGCCAGGCAGCAGCAGCUUGCCCGAAGGUGCUUUGAGCGGGUGAGGGAACACAUGGACAGAGCCUCGGCCCAGGUGGUGUCUGAAAUGCUGUUUUAAAGAGGAUAGAUCACAGUGAGAUUCUCUUUCAUAUGCCUCCUCCUAGCCCUGGUGGGGCCAAGACUGCACUGACCCUGGACAUCAAAGGGAGGAUUAUGUGGCUGCUAAAGCCAUCAGCCCACAGCAGCAGUCGGUCAUUCGCAUCUUGGGCUUCUGGCUCCCAGAGACUGGGCUCCUGUGGCAUAUAUAAAAGGCGGAGCCUCAUAAACUGUUGCACCUGGCAACUGCCUUUGUUCCCAGUCCUGGAGAGACUGGGUCUACACACUGGAACUGAGCUGUGACUUGAAGGCAGUUGUUCAAAGAAUGAAGGAUGCCCUCCCCUAGGCAGAUGAAGAGCCAACUGCCUGCUUCCUGUGAUUGCAAAAACUAGCUUCCAUGGUCUGAGAUGCCAGCAUCACGCGACACCCCCUGUGACUGGUCCCCAAGGAUUCUGCCUUUUGAUGUGUUCAGUCAGUAGAACAUUUCUGCUUUUGCAAACGCAGGGAAGCCUGAGCUGUCUUAAUAAAGGAGCAGAUUUGCUGGUAUAACUGUUUAUUUCUGAACCUGAUGCCACUUUCAAGCGAGGAGGGGCGUGUGUCAGAAAAGGCAUUUCGCACACCUUCUAGCCUUUCCUACCUCCAAAUCCCUGGGGAAACCUCCGGGUACUGUUAAUUCUGAGAACGCUGAAAGCGAAAGGAAUUAAUGCAGUGUGGGACUCGACUCUCUUCCAAAAGGUGGCGUCUCGGGAGUCUCUGAUGAGACGGUUUAUUUCUUUCCUUUGAAUAUUAACAUAUAGAACAAGUUGUCCAGAGAAGGAUGCUGUCACUACCAUGGUUGUGGUCACAUGUGCCCAGACAAGGCUGAGCCAUGUGAGAAGGAAGGAACCAGAAGGAGCAAGCACUCUCCUGCCUGGCUGGCCGGGUUCUGCAUUCAGGCCUGCUGGGCAAGGGAGGCUCUAGGACGGACGGACAGACAGAUGUUGGCAAAGAAUCCUUGGUCUUGAGAACCUGGGUCAUACCAGUGUGCACUGUGGAUGGUUACAGAGGACUUGUGGAUGUUUACCUGCUUUGUAUAUUGCGAUGGUAGAAGAAUCAAAAUGUGUUAAAUCCAACUUGACAUUAUACUGCUUUCUGUGAAGACUUGAAAUAAAAGGCAGAGUCUGUGGCUCCCUGGUUCUCAGAA
Cricetulus griseus (Chinese hamster) is the source of this 1698-nucleotide messenger RNA. The record is from RefSeq and is a predicted model, not a curated record. NCBI's taxonomy places the organism in Eukaryota, Metazoa, Chordata, Mammalia, Rodentia, Cricetidae.